Molecule: messenger RNA, 3598 nt
Organism: Oryza sativa Japonica Group (Japanese rice)
Lineage: Eukaryota; Viridiplantae; Streptophyta; Magnoliopsida; Poales; Poaceae
Product: receptor-like protein 7
Molecular function (GO): protein binding
Source: RefSeq, a predicted model, not a curated record
UGACACGAUCAAAAUCUGUUAAGUACGUCCCACGUACGAUACGACUACGAUGCCAACGGCAUCUUUGAUUAUUUGCAUUUGCAUUGACUUGAUAUAGUAUGUCACCAUCACACUAUCACAAUUCAGUCAUACAAGUCAGGCUUGGAGUACUGAACAGGCUCUCUCUAGCUCUACAUGUAUAAAAAAAAAUCAGUUUCAAGCAUCAUACAAUAUAGUCAUUCAUUCAGCUGCCACCCGCCAAGAUGUCACCUCGGGUAGCCCAACGAGAGUACGAGCCGUUGUUACUUGUACUCCUCCUCCUACUACAAACCUUGAUCGCGAGCUCGCUUCCAUGCUUGCCGGACCAGGCGGCGGCGCUGCUCCAGCUGAAGCGAUCGUUCUCGGCGACCACCGCGUCCGCCACCGCGUUCCGGUCAUGGCGCGCCGGCACCGACUGCUGCCGCUGGGCGGGCGUCCGCUGCGACGGCGGCCGCGUCACUUUCCUCGAUCUAGGCGGCCGACGCCUGCAGAGCGGCGGCCUUGACGCCGCCGUCUUCAGCCUCACGUCGCUGAGGUAUCUCAACCUCGGCGGCAACGACUUCAACGCGUCACAGCUCCCGGCCACCGGAUUCGAGAGGCUCACUGAGCUCACCCAUCUCAACAUCUCCCCACCCAGCUUCGCAGGCCAGAUACCAGCAGGUAUUGGAAGCCUCACCAACUUGGUUUCUCUUGAUCUGUCAUCUAGCAUCUACAUCGUCAAUCAAGGAGAUGACGAUGUCAGUAUCAUGUCAAAUUUGUUACCCCCCUGGGGCUUCUCGAGGGUAAACUUCGAGAAGUUGAUUGCAAAUCUUGGUAAUCUGAGGGAGCUCUAUCUUGGAUUGGUGUACAUGUCCAACGGAGGCGAAGGGUGGUGCAAUGCUCUGGCUAAUUCCACUCCUAAGAUUCAGGUUCUGAGCCUACCAUUAUGCCAGAUCUCUGGUCCCAUUUGCCAAUCUCUGUUUAGUUUGCGAUCCCUUUCUGUUGUUGACUUGCAAGGAAAUGACCUGUCUGGUGCCAUACCUGAAUUCUUCGCUGAUUUGUCAUCCCUUAGUGUUCUUCAGCUUUCAAGAAAUAAGUUUGAGGGUUUGUUUCCACAAAGGAUCUUCCAGAACAGAAAACUGACAGCUAUUGAUAUUAGCUACAACUAUGAAGUUUAUGGUGAUUUGCCCAAUUUUCCACCUAAUAGCAGUUUGAUCAAAUUGCAUGUCAGUGGCACCAAGUUCUCAGGUUACAUACCAAGCUCUAUUUCUAAUCUCACGGAUCUGAAGGAGCUGAGUCUGAGUGCAAAUAAUUUCCCUACAGAACUGCCGUCUUCUCUAGGAAUGCUUAAAUCCUUGAACUUAUUUGAGGUUUCGGGGCUCGGCCUAGUAGGAUCAAUGCCAGCUUGGAUAACAAAUCUAACAUCUUUGACAGAUCUCCAAAUUUCUCAUUGUGGUUUGUCUGGAUCUUUACCAUCUUCCAUAGGCAAUCUCAAGAAUCUCAGAAGAAUGUCUUUAUUCAAGAGCAACUUCACUGGAAACAUACCAUUGCAAAUCUUUAACUUGACACAACUGCAUAGCUUGCAUCUUCCACUAAACAACUUCGUGGGGACAGUGGAACUUACCUCAUUCUGGAGACUACCAUACUUAUCACACCUUGAUCUUUCAAAUAAUAAAUUAUCUGUGGUGGACGGGUUAGUCAAUGAUUCAGCAGUGUCCUCUCCCAAAGUAAAAUUCUUGAGCCUAGCUUCCUGCAACAUAUCAAAGUUUCCCAAUGCAUUAAGACAUCAAGAUAAGAUAAUCUUCCUUGACCUUUCAAAUAACCAAAUGAAUGGGGCAAUACCUCCAUGGGCAUGGGAAACUUGGAAAGAAUCGUUCUUCUUGGACCUAUCAAAUAACAAAUUUACCAGUCUUGGACAUGACACGUUGCUCCCCCUGUACACAAGAUAUAUCAAUCUCAGUUAUAAUAUGUUUGAAGGACCCAUACCUAUACCUAAAGAGAGUACAGACUCUCAGUUGGAUUACUCGAAUAAUCGGUUUUCUUCUAUGCCGUUUGAUCUAAUUCCAUAUCUUGCUGGUACACUAUCUCUAAAGGUCUCUAUGAACAAUGUCUCUGGAGAAGUCCCAUCAACAUUUUGUACUGUUAAGAGUCUCCAAAUCCUUGACCUUUCCUACAAUAUCUUAAAUGGCUCAAUUCCUUCCUGUCUGAUGGAGAAUUCAUCAACACUAAAAAUAUUAAAUUUGAGGGGAAAUGAACUUCGCGGAGAGUUGCCACAUAAUAUGAAGGAAGACUGUGCAUUUGAGGCAUUGGAUGUCAGCUAUAAUUGGAUUGAAGGGACACUACCUAAAUCAUUAGUAACUUGCAAAAACUUGGUGGUACUUAAUGUUGCGAACAAUCAAAUUGGAGGCUCUUUUCCAUGUUGGAUGCAUCUUCUUCCUAAACUCCAAGUCCUUGUCCUGAAGUCCAAUAAGUUCUACGGGCCGUUGGGGCCUACUCUUGCUAAAGAUGAUGAAUGUGAACUACAGUAUCUCCGAAUUCUUGAUCUAGCUUCAAACAACUUCUCGGGAGUAUUGCCUUAUGAAUGGUUUAGGAAACUAAAAUCCAUGAUGUCAGUCUCCAUUAACGAAACAUUGGUCAUGAAAGAUGGAGAUAUGUACAGCACAUUUAACCAUAUAACAUAUCUUUUUACUGCUAGAUUUACAUAUAAAGGACUGGACAUGAUGUUUCCUAAGAUCUUAAAGACCUUUGUACUAAUUGAUGUCUCAAAUAAUAGAUUCCAUGGCAGCAUUCCUGAAACUAUUGCCACACUAAGCAUGCUCAAUGGUCUCAACAUGUCACAUAAUGCUCUUACAGGACCAAUUCCCAACCAGCUUGCUAGUCUGCAUCAACUUGAGUCUUUGGACCUCUCAUCAAAUAAGCUUUCUGGGGAGAUCCCUCAAAAAUUAGCAUCCUUGGACUUCCUAUCAACAUUGAACCUAUCCGAUAAUAUGCUGGAGGGAAGAAUACCGGAGUCACCUCAUUUCUUGACACUCCCCAAUAGUUCAUUUAUACGAAAUGCUGGUUUGUGUGGGCCUCCAUUGUCGAAAGAAUGCAGCAACAAAUCAACAUCAAAUGUGAUGCCACACCUUUCCGAAGAGAAAUCUGCAGACAUUAUACUAUUUCUCUUUGUUGGAUUGGGUUUUGGUGUUGGGUUUGCUAUUGCAAUUGUAGUGAGGAAACCUUGCAUUGGCAAAUAAUCUUCAUCAAAUCCACCCAUUUUUAUAUUUAUAUGUUCAGGAGUUUGCCAGUCUGCUUCCCCUUGUAAAUUUAGCUGUCAUUAUAGUUAGCCUGUAUGAUUUAUAGUACUAUGUGCACGUACAACAUUUUUUUCCAUCAUCAUGCAUCCUAUAAGAUUAGUAUUGAAAAUUUUAUACAAGCCAACAGAAAAUUGUUAUGUCUGAACCAAGAAAGGAAUAGAAAUGCAUGACCACAAAUGUGGCAUUAUUAGGGUCAGUUUAACUUGUAGCAUAGAUCAGUGAGCUAUAUGCCGUGAUUUUGUGUUUGAAAUGUAUACUUACACAGAACUUACUUAAGUACCAAACAACCAUACUGGAACACAAAA